AUGGUUGGGCGUGAUGGUAAGCAAAUGGAGUCUCAGAUGUUGCUUCAGAUGGAAGAAGAGAACAAGAAGCUGAGGGAUAUGGUAAGGUCUGACGGUAAGCAAAUGGAGUCUGGGAUGUUGCUUCAAAUGGAGGAAGAGAACAAGAAGCUGAGGGCUAUGGUUGAAUCUGGAGGUAAAGAAAUGGAGUCACAGAUGUUGCAGUUGGAAAAUGAGAACAAGAAGCUGAAGCAGGAGCUUGCACUGAGCUAUGGAAAGGAGAAAAUGGGUAGACAAUUUGUGAUAACAUCAUGGGUGGGAUUUUUUUGUGUUACUGCUGUUAUUGUUAAUGCUUUGAAGUAG
Molecule: messenger RNA, 339 nt
Organism: Eruca vesicaria subsp. sativa (arugula)
Lineage: Eukaryota; Viridiplantae; Streptophyta; Magnoliopsida; Brassicales; Brassicaceae
Source: the annotation of a GenBank genome assembly